AUGAAGAAGCCUACCUUUCCAAGGAGGUUAUACACAAGAGGAGCUGAACCGGAAGCCCAAAAGAGCAUCUCCUACGGCAGCAACGACAAAAAGCUAUUUGCUGCCGUGAAAAAACUACUGAGUGAUGCCGAGUGGGAAACACUAUGCGACUCGCGAGUUGGUGUCUUCUGCAAGUUUCACGACCUCGACUUCGAGUGGUCUUCGAAGUUGGUCCACACGAUGCUCUCAUAUCAGUUAGAGUGCAAGAAGAAGUAUGAGAUCUGGGUUGCGGUUGCGGAUAGCCCAAUUAGAUUUUCCCUCCAUGAGUUUGAGCAUCUCACCGGCCUCAACUGCGACUAUGUGGAAGAUAUUGAUGACCCCAAGUGCAAGGUUACUCUAGAGAUGAGAGCAUUCUGGGAGAAGCUCGGAGUAGGUGUUGAGCUUGGUCCGAGUCAAGUGGAGAUCAUUCGUGCAUGCGAAUGGGCAACAGACUGGCCGAGUGAGGACAAACUUAGGCUUGGUUACUUGGCCAUCUACACUGGCUUCAUUGCUGCUCGGAAAAACACCUCGCACACUCCUGUCAACCUGGCCAGAUUAGUGAUGGAUGAAGAGGAGUUUGAGAAUUAUCCGUGGGGGCGUGUAGCUUUCAAGAACCUGAUCGAAGCCGUCAAAGAAGCAGAGCUAUGGAAGUCCGGGUAUGUCCUGGAUGGGUUUGUUGAGGCUCUACAAGUAUGGGCAUAUCGUUUCAUGCCUGAAUUCGGAGCGGGUUGUGGUGCGCCCAUACGAAACGCUCCUGACAUUCCGCUCUUGUCCUACAAAGGAGUCCAGGGUCUAAGGAAACAUUGA
Molecule: messenger RNA, 825 nt
Organism: Microthlaspi erraticum
Lineage: Eukaryota; Viridiplantae; Streptophyta; Magnoliopsida; Brassicales; Brassicaceae
Source: the annotation of a GenBank genome assembly